CACACGGUCUGCAUGUGUGCAGAGAGCUGCCGUGUUAGAGGACCAGAGGAUAUCAGCGCUGCUUCUAUCCUCUCCCUACUUUUGGGGAUUUGUCCUUUGUCCUAAAAAAGAAAGUCACCUGUCAGGCGGGGGGGCUUGUUUCUGUGGAUGACUGGGGUCUUUGCCAGUGGCCAGGGAGGACUUCUGAAAGUGAUUUGAAAGCUAGUUUUCUGCGUGUGGGAACAGUGAGAGGACAGCCAUGGCUCACGCCGCGGCUCACAUUAAGAAGGCCAGGUCCGAGAUGGAUCAACCUCCGGACCUGAAGGCUCUGGAGAAAGCCAGAGAGAGGAGGAGGCGUUCCCGAGAGCGGGCCGAGCGCAAGAGAAAGUCGGACAGUAACACCAGUUUCCUGCGAGCGGCGAGAGCAGGGAACAUUGACAAAGUUCUGGAGUUUCUGAAAGGGGGAGUGGACAUCAGCACCUGCAAUCAGAAUGGACUCAAUGCACUGCACCUGGCAGCCAAGGAGGGCCAUGUGGAUCUGGUCCAGGAGCUGCUGGAGAGAGGAGCAGCCGUGGAUUCGGCCACAAAGAAAGGAAACACAGCCCUGCACAUCUCCUCUCUGGCUGGGCAGGUUGACGUAGUGAAGAUCCUGGUGAAACGAGAAGCUGACAUCAACGCUCAGUCUCAGAAUGGAUUCACUCCUCUGUACAUGGCCGCCCAGGAGAACCACAUGGAUGUGGUGCGGUACCUGCUGGAGAAUGGAGGCAACCAGAGCACUGCUACCGAGGAUGGCUUCACCCCCCUGGCCAUCGCCCUGCAGCAGGGUCACAACCAGGUGGUCUCUGUGCUGCUGGAGAACGACACUAAAGGCAAAGUCCGCCUGCCUGCGCUGCACAUCGCGGCGCGCAAGGACGACACCAAGUCAGCCGCGCUGCUGCUGCAGAACGACCACAACGCCGACGUCCAGUCCAAGAUGAUGGUCAAUAGGACUACUGAGAGUGGAUUCACCCCGCUGCAUAUCGCUGCCCACUAUGGCAACGUCAAUGUGGCCACACUGCUGCUGAACCGAGGGGCAGCAGUGGACUUCACAGCAAGGAAUGGGAUUAUUCCUCUACAUGUGGCAUCGAAGCGUGGCAACACUAACAUGGUGGGCCUGUUACUGGACCGUGGCUCUCAGAUUGAUGCUAAAACAAGGGACGGUCUGACCCCCCUACACUGUGCGGCCCGGAGUGGACAUGAUACAGCUGUGGAGCUGCUGCUGGAGAAAGGAGCCCCCAUGCUGGCCAGGACCAAGAAUGGGCUGUCUCCGCUUCACAUGGCGGCACAAGGCGACCAUGUGGAAUGUGUCAAACACCUUCUGCAGCACAAGGCUCCUGUUGAUGAUGUCACACUGGACUACCUGACAGCGCUGCAUGUGGCCGCCCACUGCGGUCACUACAGAGUCACCAAGCUGCUGCUGGACAAGAGGGCCAACCCCAACGCCAGGGCGCUGAACGGCUUCACUCCACUGCACAUAGCCUGCAAGAAGAACCGAGUGAAAGUGAUGGAGCUGCUGGUCAAAUAUGGAGCCUCGAUUCAGGCCAUUACAGAGUCUGGUUUGACUCCGAUCCACGUAGCAGCCUUCAUGGGUCACCUGAACAUCGUCCUGCUGCUGCUGCAGAACGGAGCCUCGCCCGACGUCAGCAAUAUUCGUGGGGAAACAGCGCUACACAUGGCAGCCAGGGCGGGUCAGGUGGAGGUGGUCAGAUGUCUGCUGAGGAAUGGAGCGAUGGUGGACGCCAGGGCACGGGAGGACCAGACUCCGCUCCACAUUGCCUCCCGUCUGGGGAAAACAGAGAUUGUUCAGCUGCUGCUGCAACACAUGGCUCAUCCUGAUGCUGCCACAACCAACGGCUAUACCCCCCUGCACAUCUCGUCCAGGGAGGGGCAGGUGGAGACAGCCUCUGUCCUGCUGGAGGCUGGAGCUUCUCACUCACUGGCCACCAAGAAAGGGUUUACUCCCCUACACGUGGCCUCCAAGUACGGAAGCCUAGAUGUAGCCAAACUUCUGCUGCAGCGCUGCGCUCCGCCUGACUCUGCUGGGAAGAACGGCCUCACCCCGCUCCAUGUCGCAGCACAUUAUGAUAACCAGAAGGUGGCACUCCUUCUUUUGGACAAAGGAGCGUCCCCUCACACCAUGGCCAAGAACGGAUACACUCCUCUCCACAUCGCCGCUAAGAAGAACCAGAUGGAAAUCGCCACGGUACUGCUGCAGUACGGGGCCGACACCAACAUCCUGACCAAGCAGGGGGUCACCCCGCUCCACCUGGCCUCUCAGGAGGGCCACGCCGACAUGGCUGCGCUGCUCAUCAGCAAAGGGGGGCAGGUCAAUGUGCAGACUAAGAGCGGCCUCACUGCCCUCCAUCUGGCCGCCCAGGAGGACAAAGUGUCUGUUGCCGAGAUCCUGGCCAAAAACGGAUCCAACCUUGACCAGCAGACCAAAUUGGGAUAUACCCCGCUAAUUGUAGCAUGUCACUAUGGUAACGCAAAAAUGGUCAACUUCCUGCUUCAGAAUGGAGCUAGUGUCAACGCCAAGACCAAGAAUGGAUACACCCCCCUUCACCAGGCAGCCCAGCAGGGAAACACACACAUCAUUAACUUACUGCUGCAAGGGGGCGCCAAGCCCAACGCCAUCACUGUGAAUGGUAACACUGCUCUGGGGAUUGCUCGGAGGCUGGGCUACAUCUCUGUGGUGGAUACGCUGAGGGUCGUCACCGAGGAAAUCAUCACCACCACAACGACGGUGACGGAGAAACACAAGCUGAACGUGCCGGAGACCAUGACUGAAGUGCUGGAUGUGUCCGAUGAAGAGGGUGAUGACACAAUGACAGGUGACGGGGGGGAGUACCUGAGGGCGGAGGACCUCAGGGAGCUGGGAGAUGACUCCCUGCCCGGACAGUACCUGGAUGGAAUGAACUAUCUCCGCUUCAGCCUGGAGGGGGGGCGCACCGACAGCUCUGACAGGUCCUUCACACCCACACACCACAGCUACUACUCCCCUAAACAUGAAAGCAUGAUGGACGAGAUGCUAACCUGUCACCAGGUCUCGUCACUAGCUAGGACGAAUGAGAGCGAUUCAUAUCGUCUGAGCUGGGGCACAGAGAACCUGGACAAUGUGGCUCUGUCGUCCAGCCCCAUUCACUCUGGCCGUUCCUCCCCGUGCCAUGAACAUGGAGACCACUGCAGCUUCCUGGUCAGUUUCAUGGUGGACGCCAGGGGCGGAGCCAUGCGUGGUUGCCGGCACAACGGCCUCCGCAUCAUCAUCCCGCCCAGGAAGUGCAGUGCGCCCACACGGGUGACCUGUCGGCUGGUUAAGAGGCACCGUCUGGCCACCAUGCCCCCCAUGGUAGAAGGCGACGGCCUGGCCAGCAGGAUCAUAGAGGUGGGGCCCUCUGGAGCCCAGUUCCUCGGUAAACUCCACCUCCCCAAUGCCCCCCCGCCUCUAAAUGAAGGAGAGAGUUUGGUUAGCAGAAUCCUCCAGCUCGGCCCGCCAGGGACCAAAUUCCUCGGUCCUGUGAUUGUGGAGAUCCCCCACUUUGCUGCCCUGCGGGGGAAAGAGAGGGAGCUGGUGAUUCUGAGGAGUGAGACUGGAGAGAGCUGGAAGGAGCAUCACUGUGAACACACCCAAGAGGAACUCAACCAAAUACUCAACGGCAUGGACGAGGAGCUCGACACACCAGAGGAACUGGAGAAGAAGCGCCUUUGCCGAAUCAUCACUAGAGAUUUCCCACAAUACUUUGCCGUGGUUUCACGUAUUAAGCAAGAUAGCAACCUGAUCGGUCCUGAAGGGGGCGUCCUCAGCAGCACUGUUGUGCCACAAGUACAGGCAGUUUUUCCUGAGGGGGCCCUAACCAAGAGGAUCAGGGUUGGACUGCAGGCCCAGCCAGUCAAUGUAGAUGUAGUGAGGAAGAUCCUGGGAAAUAAAGCCACCUUCAGCCCCAUCGUCACCCUGGAGCCCCGCAGGAGAAAGUUCCAUAAACCCAUCACCAUGACCAUCCCUGUCCCCAAGAGCAACUCUGACAUGGUUCUCAAUGGCUUUGGAGGGGACACCCCCACCUUACGGCUGCUCUGUAGUAUCACAGGUGGAACAACUCCUGCUCAAUGGGAGGACAUAACAGGAACCACUCCGCUAACAUUCAUCAAUGACUGUGUCUCCUUUACCACCAAUGUGUCUGCAAGAUUCUGGCUGAUAGACUGUCGGCAAGUGCAGGAAUCUGUAAAUUUCUCCACUCAGGUGUACCGAGAGAUCAUUUGUGUACCUUACAUGGCCAAGUUUGUCAUCUUUGCAAAGACACAUGACCCUAUUGAGGCCCGACUGCGGUGCUUCUGUAUGACAGAUGACAAGAUUGACAAAACUCUGGAGCAGCAGGAGAACUUCGUCGAGGUGGCCCGCAGUCGAGAUGUUGAGGUCCUGGAAGGCAAACCUAUCUAUGCAGACUGCUUUGGAAACCUUGUUCCACUCACCAAAAGUGGCCAGCACCAUCUCUUUAGCUUCUAUGCCUUUAAGGAAAACAGACUAGCACUCUUUAUCAAAAUCAGAGACAACACUCAGGAGCCCUGUGGACGUCUGUCCUUUAUGAAAGAACCCAGGAACUACAGGUCACUCACCCAAAAUGCCAUAUGCAACCUCAACAUCAGCCUUCCAUCAUACUCCAAGGAGUCCGAUUCAGAUCAAGAGCAAGAGGAAGAGACCAGCAGAACGAUCGAGAAAUAUGAAGAGACGCCGACAUCAGCCCUGAAAUCAGAGCUGAUUCGAGAACCAGACCUUCUAUCCGACGUGUCAGAGAUGAAACAAGAUUUGAUCAAAAUGACUGCCAUCUUGACUGCCGACACCACAGAGAAAUCCCCUUCCUUAGGAAGGUGUGGUGUAGAGAAAGGGACUGAUGAUGUUUCUGGAGAGCCAUUAGAAAUAAUGGAAAAAGACUUAGAGAAAGUCAAAGAGGACCUAGAGAAAGUCAGUGAGAUACUCAGGAGUGGAACAUAUGAGGGUGAGGCAGCUGAGGAGACAGCAAAAGCAGCUAGAAUGACCGAGGAGUGGGUUCUCCUCUCAGAGUUUGAGAUAAAGGAGGCCAAAAAGAUGGCAGCCUUGGAAACUCAAGAGCCUAUCUUACGUGAAAGUAGAGCCAACAGAGGGGCUCCAAGACCAAAAGCAAUAAAGGACAGUGGUGACCUUAAAGAAUACCUCCUGGAUGCACCAGUGGGCUCCAAAAUAAAAGUCAAAAAAGAGCCAGCUGUCCAAGAAAAAUUCACUGAAGUUGUCCUACGCAAAAGUGCAAAACCAACUACUCCAACCAAAGGGCAUGACAAAUCAGCCACUGGCGAUGUUAAAAAGCCAGUCAGGAGGAAGGGCAAAGACCAGGGGCAGGCAGAGGAAUCUACAGAGGCAGGUGCUCUUCUAAGUGUGCCUACAGCUCCUGCCCCAGCAUCACCUGUCUCCCCAGUGGUUGAACAAACACCCAUUGGGUCAAUAAAGGACAAGGUCAAAGCCUUACAACAGAAAGUAGAAGCGGAGCAAAAGAGUAAAAAGGUCACUGGAAGCAAGACUUCACAAUUGCCUGUCGCGAGCAAGCCUUCUCCAAAAGCCAAAGAAAGCCCUAAAUUGAAACAGGGCCCCCUUAAAUCCCCCAAAUCUGAAUCUGAAAAACUUGAGGAGACAAUGUCAGUCAAAGAGCUGAUGCAAGCAUUCCAAACAGGGCAGGACCCCUCAAAGAGAAAGUCUGGGCUAUUUGAGCAUAAAACAUCCACAAUGUCAAGAUCAGAAAAAUCCACCAAAUCAGACACCACCCAGUCAAAAUCUGUGACCAAAGCAAAGAGUUCAUGUGUCUCUCAAGAGCGAGAAUUAUCUUUGGAUUCCAAACCUUGCAAGAAACAGACACCUCAGCAAGACAAAGAGAUAAAGUCAUUUGAUGCUGUCCAUUCAGAUCUAACUGAAACUACAGACUUUGGAAAUGGUGGCCUUGAUGAUAGCUCCGACAGCUCAAAACAUGAGGCUGUUGCAGACUCAGUAAGUGCCAGUUCUGGAGAUGGAACCCCUCAUCUGAGCUCUGAGGACAGUUUGAAACAUGAGGGUCUUGCCACUCCAGACAUAAGCCCAGAUGGUCUUUCUCCCAAAAGUGGACAGCAGACUUCUACAACUUCAGCAGCAACUGCUACAACAUUCAAAACAGAAAGUAAAGACACAGAGCAGCCCGGCGACUCUGGUGUAGGGACAACUGGCGACCGACUGUCUACAGAAUUGACUCUCCCUGUUGCUUCCAAAGAUGCUGCAGAUGAUCAAACUACAACAGGUUUGCAUGAUGGAUCCCACAACAAAGAGGUCAUGGAAACAAGAACAACAGCUACUGUCACUUCAGAGGGACCUCACUCUGUCUCAGACCAGCAUCAUUCAAACAAUAAUCUGGAAGCUGCACAACAAAGAGUUUCACCAUCUUUAGAAGCUGAUAAAGACAGUAUUUCCAAAAAGGCCCCUGCCACAUCACAUGCUGAAAACAGGACUGAUGAGCAAAAGGAGGAGUGCUUAAGGAAGUCAAAAGACAACAGUGAAGAUGAUAAGCAUGUUCAUGAUUUAGAAGUUUCCAGCCCACAGACUGGUACGCUAAAACAAGGGAAAAAUGUAACUGAUGAAGUGAAAGGAGAUCGAAAGGAGCAACCAAGAGAGCCAGAUGCUGGUGCCUCAGGUAAAGCAAGAGACGUGUUUAAACCAGAGGUCUGUGUAUAUGAUGACACAGAGGAUGAUGAAACACUAGAACCUCCCAGAACUGAGUCGAAAGGUGUCACUGCAAGGGUAGAAAAGGACUCAUGGUCUGCCAUGCGGGAAGAUGAUGAUACCUUUGCAGCUCGAGUCAAGGAGGAGGAACAGAAAAUACUGAACCUGGUAGUGGACCAUCAGUCUCUGCAAGCAACUCCAGACACAACACCUGGUAGGACACCAACAGAAGAGAGCACUCCUACCAGUGAGCCCAACCCUUUUCUAUUUCAAGAAGGGAAGCUUUUUGAGAUGACCCGAAGUGGCGCUAUUGACAUGACAAAGAGGAGCUAUGAGGAAGAAGGAGGUGGUUUUGCCUUUUUCCAGAUAGGAGAUCAGCCUUUAGAUGAGCCUCUUGUAGAACAUGCCAGACAGGAAAAUAGGAGAUCAGCAGCAGAACAUGAAGGUGGCCUCAAUCUAACAAUAGAGGUUAAGAGUGAAGAGUCUAAGACAUCAAAAGAGGAAAGUGAUGCUAAGAUUCAGUCCCCACCUGAAGGUGAUCAGCCAGCCUCAAAAGCUGAUGCCUCCAAAUCUAAAAUCCCUAAAAUGGGACUUUCUGCUUCAUCCAAAACCACAAAGAAAGAUCAGACAUCACCUGAAGGUGUAGAGACUAAAACAGACAAAAAUGUGAAUGAAGGAUACAUGGAUUUAGAAAAACAGUCCCCUGACCAAAUGAUAACAACUGUACAGACAGCAGAAACCACAGUCACCAGAUCAGUUUACUCCGAGCAGGGCCAAGAGUCUUCUGAUUCCUCUCCAGAAGAACCACAGUCAGUGAUAGAAGCGCCCAAACCAACAGACAAAACCAAACAAAUGGCUUCAAGUGGUGCUAAAAAGAUUCCAGUCAAAACACCAUCUAAGUCUUCUUCACAAGUUCGGGGUAAAUCCACAAUUCCCUCUUCAUCUCAAGCAACCUCCUCUUCAUCAACUCUUAAUAAAGAGGCCUCCUCUAAUUCUGAACCUAAAUCUAGAAUUCCCAUUAAGUUUAGUGCUCCCAAGCCUGAUUCUACCGCCAAAACUGCUGAAUCUACUCAAGACAAAAAGCUUAAGGUCCCUGUAAAAAAGGAUUCAAGGAGAAAAUCUGAGACAGAUGCUGGUCCCUCUUUGGAUAUCAAAACCAAGACACCAUCUUCCAAAGCGAAGAGCUUCUGUGAGGCGGAGACUACCAGACCAUCUGCCAAGAAAGAACAAGGUCGCCCAUUGAGUGCUGAUAUAGCUAAAUCUAAAGGUUUCCAGUCCAGAUUGCCAGUCCGAGGGAAAAGUGGUCAAUCAUCUCAUUCCUCAACACCCACUAAAGAGAAAAGUGAGCGACAAAAUCAGUCCAUUGAUUUCUUUGAGGAGAUAAGCGAUGAGGCAGCCAAACUUGUGGCAAGGUUGGCACAGGCAGAGACAGAGAAAGAACAAGAGGCCGCAGCUGCCAACUCAGAUGAUGAGAGCAGUCUCAUUGAUCCAGCACUCAUAGAAAGAGAUACGUUCCCUGAGAUGCAGUUCCCUCCCUCAGGAGACGUCUUUCCCAUUAGACCAAUGUGGGAUGACCCUGUUGAGACACAGAUGCAGCGAAUCCCAGAUGAUAAAGUCCAAAGUCAAGUAGAUCCACAGGAUGAAGAAGAGAGAAAAGAGCAACGGUUGGCCAUUAUAGCUGACCACCUGGGCUUCAGCUGGACGGAAUUGGCACGGGAACUGGAUUUUGGUGAGGAGAGGAUCAACCUGAUAAGAGUUGAAAACCCUAACUCACUGCAAGAUCAAAGCCAUGCCCUUUUGAAACUCUGGGCAGAGAGGGAAGGAAAAGAUUCCACAGAAACAACACUGAUCAAAAGACUGACUAAGAUCAACCGAAUGGACAUUGUUCACCUCAUCGAAACCAAGAUACUCAAGUCGACUCAGGACGACACGUCAUCACAUACCUAUGCAGAAAUAGAGCGAACCAUAUCAUUGGAUCAUAGUGAAGGUUUCUCUGCCCUUCACGAGGACAUUGACAGCCCCAGACCCGGCAGGCGCACAGAGACUUCACGUAGGAGUCCAGGCUCGGGACAAGUGGUACCCAUGGUGUCAGCUGAGGAUCUGUCCUCCAGUUUGUCGUCACUAAACGAAAGAAAGGCCCAUAAAGAAAAACUACAAAAACAGAUGGAGGCAUCAUACUCAUCUCAAAGAGUAUAUGAAGAAUUGACAGAUACCGUACACACUGGCAGUUUGAGACAAGCGGAUGAUCUCCCAGAUAUCCCCCCACAGACCGUCACAGAGGAGAAGUACACAGAUGAGCAUGGCAACAUGGUGGUUAAAAAAAUCACUCGGAAGGUUAUCCGUAAAUACGUGUCACCGGAUGGCAUGGAGACACAGGAAGUGACCAUUGAGGGCUCUCACCAGGAGACGGUGCACAUUGAGGAGGGAGACACUGUGUCCAGAGUGGUGAAAAGGACUGUGCUGCGCAGUGAGGGCGAUCAGAGAGAGUUGACCUUCUCAGAGCCCCUGGCCCUGGGCGCCGCCACAUCAUCAGAGUUCGAGGUGGAGCCAGUGAAAGGACGAAAGGUCAGCAAGGUUGUCAAGACGACGGUGGUGAGAGGCGAGAGGAUGGAGAAGCAGACUGGAGACCCCUCUCUGGCUGCGGAUCUCCCCUCAGCCAGGAAGGACUUUGAGAAGGCAUUGAGCUAUGCUGGAGGCUUUGGGAAAGUGCUCCUGCCUCAUGUAGUAGAGAGAGAAGUUGUGCAGGACGACGGUUCUGUGGUUAAAAGAAGCGAGAUGCGUAAGUCGCGAACCCAGAAGAGGACUGUGGUGAGGGAUUCCCAGGGGAAGCACGUGCACCUCGAGCGCCACGACGACCCCCCCGACGCCCUGCAGCCCGACGCCCUGCAGCUGCACCUGCACCGCCUGCUGCAACGCUACUGUGAGGACGACCAGGAGGAGGAGGAGGAAGAGGAGGAGGAGGAGGAGGAAGAGGAAGAGGAGUGGUUUGAAUAGCAGCUGCCUCUGCUGAUCUUCUCCCUGCAUCUUCCAACGAAGCCUUUGGUGGCUCCGCCCCCUCAGAUCCAGAUGUUCUAUCCCUCCUCGCUGUCCUCUGAUCUCUGGAUUAUAGCUCUCCUUCUCUUUGUUGAAUAAUGGAACAGUAUUUUGUGAUUCAACGCUCGUCCUUCCCUCACAUCGUGUUUCAUUUGUGACCAAAGAUGGCACCCUUCAUUCUUGUCGGACUUGUGUGUGUUUCCCUUCGGGCUGCGGGGGUUUGACUCCGGUCCGACCCGCCACAGGUGGAUCAAAGUCAAGGAGGGGCAUCUCAGACGUUUUGGCCUCACGCACAGCCCUCUUCUUGAAGAACUCUUGUAAACAUAUGUACAUAGAGGAGAAAACCAUGCUUGAACUUAGGGGGGUGGGGGGGGGGGAAUCUAAAUGCAUUUAAUACAUUAGCCCACCCAAACCUGCUGUAUGCACCGACUCAGUGGGAGAAUGCCACCGGACAGAUGAGAUUAAUGUCAGAGAAUAGAUUGGGUGUGAAUGUGUGUGUCACCCUGCGGCUGUGUGAACACACCUGUGUCUUCCCAUCAUGCAUCUUUUUGUGUCUGUCUUUGUGUACGUGUUUGAUCUGUCACAGAGCUGCUGUGUGGGAAUUCAGUGUGUGUACUGAGAGAAAGUAGAGAUUUGCUGAAGCAGAUGGAGCACUUACCCCUCCCAUCGUCUGUGUGUCACCCUCCACCUUCCCAUGCUGCUCCUCGACCCCUCAUUCUGAUCAUAUGAUGUCCUCCAUUAAGGACAGGCUGUAAGGACAAGGCUGGGUUUAUGUUUUAUUCUUGUCAACAGCUCUCAUGCAGAGCCCCCACCCACGGUCCCCUCCUCUGUGCUGUAGCGCUCCAUUUGUGUCAAAAGUAGGUUAAAGUUAAAGUUAAAGGACAUUUUCAAAGCCGGGUUAAAGUAUGACUUUUAGGACUCUGCCAGUAAAAGCAAUGUAAUAGUUUAAUUUUGAGAGGAUUCAUGAAGUUUCAAACUGCCCAAAGGGAAAGACAUUUUCAGGACAAACUUGACUUUGACUAUUUUAUUCUGUCCACAACUUUUCAGCUGGCAACAUGUCACACAGGAAAAACAUUUUGAAAUGAUAGCCAGAGCAUGGUUUGAAGAGUAAUCAUUAGUGAUUUUAUAAAUUACAGUUUUUCUUUUUAUCAUGAUUUUAUUUGUCAGCUAGUCAUUGCUGCUGCUAACACUUUUUUUUAUUGUCGCUCAGUGAUGAUGCAAAUCCAUCAGUGUGUGUCAGGCACAUUUCUCCCAAAAACAGGCUUCAAUAUUUCUGCAAAUUUUGAGUCGUUUUCAUUAUAAUAUUAUUCAAUAAUAAAGCAAAUACACUCUCAUCACAUUUAACGACAUUCUUUGGUUCCUGAUUUUCCCAGUAAUUAUUUCAAAUCUCCUGCUAUCCAGAGGGACUACAGCUGAUCAGCUGUUUGAUGAAUGUACACAGUUUUUUAAUAAUGAAACUAUCUUGUAUAUUUGUGAGACAUUUUUAAAUAUUCAAUGUGUUGAAGAGCCAAGAGACAGAGACAGGACAUAUUCAGAGAGGGACGUAUUGUUGGUUGAGGUCUUUUCAUGGGGUUUGUUGACAAUAAUACUAACAACAGCAGGCUUAUUCCUGAUGUUUUUAGCCUCACCGAACAUAAACAUGCGUUUCUUAAUCUGCUUUUUUUGGUCUGACUUUUUGGUGUUCUCACUGCUAUCAACUUCGAGUUACUCCACUGACUUCACUCAUCGUACUUCCUUAUUUAUUUAUUGCAUUUGUGAUCCCUGUAAACUCCAGCAGCUGAAGCUGAGAGUGGUGUGUGUGUGUGUGUGUGUGUGUGAGAGUGUGUGUGUGUGUGUGUGUGUGUGUGUGUGUGUGUGUGUGUGUGUGUGUGUGUGUGUGGGUGUAUGUGUUUGUGGGUGUGUUUGAAUGUGUUCUAAAGCUAAAAGUAAAGACAAAUGACAAUUUGUUUUGCCGUGGUAGACAAACAGGAUUUGAUUUGAAGCUGUUUGACUCGUGUACAGGCUGGUGACGUGUGUUUGGUGUUUAUCUACAGCUGAGACUUUAUCGAUGUAACAAUACGAUCCUCACGUGCGUUACUCUGUGUGACCCAAUGGGAGAAUAAAAGAAAUGUCAAAAAGAGACCAUUGAUUUGAUAAAUGAGCAUCUUGUUUCCAUGGUGAAAAGAAUAUAUACAGUACAUUCAAAUAUCUAUGCGGGCAUGUAUGACUUCAAAUAAUUACUAAAAACCUGAAACGCUAACAAGGCAUAGCAGCUGCAGUGUGUACAUGGCAGACCAAUAAAUAUGUACAUCCGUCAAA
Molecule: messenger RNA, 12055 nt
Organism: Eleginops maclovinus (Patagonian blennie)
Lineage: Eukaryota; Metazoa; Chordata; Actinopteri; Perciformes; Eleginopidae
Gene: ank2b
Product: ankyrin 2b, neuronal
Exons: 50
Coding region: 239-9718 (3159 amino acids)
Biological process (GO): signal transduction
Molecular function (GO): protein binding
Source: RefSeq, a predicted model, not a curated record